Molecule: messenger RNA, 1206 nt
Organism: Drosophila takahashii
Lineage: Eukaryota; Metazoa; Arthropoda; Insecta; Diptera; Drosophilidae
Gene: scw
Product: screw
Cellular component (GO): extracellular region
Molecular function (GO): cytokine activity; growth factor activity
Source: RefSeq, a predicted model, not a curated record
AUGUUUAACCUUUUCAUAAUAACCAGCCUGCUAUAUCUUGUGGAUGGCACAUCCUAUUUGACCACCAAUAGCCACAUCGAGAUGCCAAUAUACCAGAAACGCCCUUUGAGCGAACAAAUGGAGAUGAUUGAUAUCCUGGAUUUGGGUGACCGACCGAGACGACAGGCGCAGCCCAAUAUACACAAUUCGGCUUCGAAAUUCCUGCUGGAAGUGUACAAUGAGAUUAGCGAGGACCAGGAACCCCAAGAAGUUCUGCAUCAACGCCACAAACGCUCUCUGGACGAUGACAUACUGAUUUCCGAAGAGGAUCGACAGGAGAUUGCCAGUUGCAAUAGCAUCGUAACCUUUUCGAGUCGAGUUAAGGCCGAGGAACUCGACAACGAGCUGGACAUGCACAUAACCUUCAAUGCCAACGAUGUGCCAGUGGAUCUGAGUUUGGUUCAGGCCAUGCUCAGGAUAUACAAACAGCCCAGUUUGGUCGAAAGCAGGGAGAACUUCACGGUGUCUGUGUACCGAAAACUGGACAAUCGUCAGGAUUUUAGCUACCGCAUCUUGGGCUCCGUGAACACCACAUCCAAUCAGCGUGGCUGGUUGGAAAUCAAUUUGACACAAACUCUGAGGAUGUGGUUGGCCAACAGUAAGGGUUUGCCGCGGCGAAAUGAGUUAAGGAUAUCCAUCGGCGACUCCCAACUGAGCACGUUCGCCGCCGGACUGGUGGCUCCGCAGGCCACUCGCUCCAGUUUGGAACCCUUCAUCGUGGGCUACUUCAAUGGCCCAGAGCUCUUGGUCAAAAUACAGAAGCUUCGUUUCAAGAGGGAACUGGAGAAGCGAAGAAGCGGUCUACCACAGACUCCUCCUCCGCCGCCACUACCAGUGGACUUGUACAGACCACCGCAGUCCUGCGAGCGCCUCAAUUUCACCGUCGACUUCAAGGAUCUGCAGAUGCACAACUGGGUGAUUGCCCCGAAAAAGUUUGAGGCUUACUUCUGCGGCGGCGGCUGCAACUUCCCGCUGGGCACCAAAAUGAAUGCCACUAACCACGCCAUCGUCCAAACCCUGAUGCAUCUCAAGCAGCCGCAUCUGCCCAAGCCCUGCUGCGUGCCCACAGUUCUGGGGGCCAUCACCAUUCUGAGGUACAUCAACGAUGACAACAUCGAUCUGACCAAAUACCAAAAUGCGGUGGCCAAGGAGUGCGGCUGCCAUUAG